This is a messenger RNA of Dictyostelium discoideum AX4, 402 nucleotides long. RefSeq lists its product as hypothetical. The transcript has a single exon. The record is from RefSeq and is a predicted model, not a curated record. Bases 1 to 402 code for a protein of 133 amino acids. Lineage: Eukaryota; Evosea; Eumycetozoa; Dictyosteliales; Dictyosteliaceae.
AUGAUUGAAAAAAUUAAUCAAGUUAAACAGGUUUUAUUAAAUGUACCAGAUAAACCAGAUUUAGAAGUUGUAAAAAAGAUUGAUAGAAAAUUAAUAUUUUUAAAUAAUCCUGAAAAAGAAAAAAGAAAAUCAAAAAAAGAUCCAAACAAAAAUCCAAAAAAGAAAACAAAACCUUCAACAACAACAGGAACAGCAACAACAACAACAACAAAUGAUACAACAAAUAAUGAUACUACAACAACAGCAACAGCAACUACUGAACAAACUACCACAUUAACAACAUCAAUGUCAACCGAUCAAGAUAUGUCAUCAAAUACUAGUACCACUACAGCAACAACAACAACAACAACAACUGAUACAGAAAUGUUAAAUUUGGAAACAACAACAACAACAACAAAUUAA